GUCCUUCCAGCGGUGCACCUGAUCUUACUGAUGCCUCGAGGGGGUUGUUUGCCAUGGCCGGUUCCAAAUCUUUGGGCUUUGCUAUGAGCCUAUCCUUCUCGUGUUGUGUGCUCUGGCUAUUGAGGGGACCUUCCGUCCGUCCUUCAUAUCAUCCAUGGAUUGAGGUUUGGCUUGUUGACACCUGACUUGGCCCGUGCACGACACGGGGGCGCAAACAUUUUACUUGCUGAAGCGACAGGGCUUCACAAUGGGUUGCUUAACACUUGGAUGGCGUCUUCACGCGGGGCCGAUGAAGAGGUCACCACCUGUGCUUUUGGACAGAAAGGGGACAGCAUUCUGUCGUGUGCACAUUUGCAGUGGCUGGAUAUCAGCAGGCCCAGCCAACAUGUUUCCACGCUGCUUCUCAAGAACAGGAGGGGCGUUCCACUGGCAAGCUUGUGGCGCCAGCAUCGCGAAUGGCUCACCACAUUGACCAGCUGCGGAUGGCAGGAUGCCUUUGCUGACUACAGACUGUCGUGGGCAGCCAUGCCUACAGUGAAAGACCUCGCUUGUUGGGAUGCCAAUUUCACGCCCAUUCCGUUCACAGUCGCAUUCCAGCUGACACCUUCAAGCAAUCAGAGCGUGGCGGUACAGAGCCACUUUUCUCUUCAGUUUUUACGCUUGUACAGCGCUGUGGUUCCUCUCGAGAGAGCAGCGAUUUGAGUUGUACCCACCGGGAAGAUCAACAGCUUUGCCGAAUUUUCCACAGACCCAGUUUGCAGUGGCACAUUGUCAUUGGCAGCAACUCCUCUGGCUGCGCUCGCCAACAUUGGGUUGUUCUCAUGGAAUACAGGGCAAUGUGCUACGUGGUGUUGAUAACAUUUGCUGCCGGCUGCAGUCCUUUUCUGUUCCAACUAAGAGGGCUGUCAACGUGAUGGUGGCAGCCCCGCUCAGCGUCAAAAUGCAGGAUGGCUGUGCAAUUCAGUGGCUGAUUCCAACAAAGGGGGCCAUUUGGGGCGAAACCCAGCACAACAAUUGUUGGGACAGUACUUUCAUUCCACCCCGGGCUUCUCGCUUGCUUCCGCCACCGGGCCGAGGCUGCCAGACAUUCUGAAAAGGUGCGAAAAG
Molecule: messenger RNA, 1107 nt
Organism: Cladocopium goreaui
Lineage: Eukaryota; Dinophyceae; Suessiales; Symbiodiniaceae
Source: the annotation of a GenBank genome assembly